AUGUCCCUCGGCCACCGGUUGCCAUCCCUCGCAGUGACGCUGAUGCUCCUGCUGCCCGUGUGCCCGGCUGUCCGUCCCGCUCCCUACCCAUCCUUCUUGUUCCCCAACUCCACCUUCAACCAUCUGGCCCGUGCCCGAGAUACGGGGACGCUGUAUGUGGGUGCCGUCAACGCCUUAUUCCAACUGAGCCCCGAGCUCAGUCUGGCGGAGCACGUCGCCACUGGGCCGGCCAACGACAGCCCCGAGUGCCUUCCUUUCCGGGACCCCCACGAUUGCCCCCAGGCGCGGUCCACAGACAACUCCAACAAGCUGCUCCUGCCCAACGAGCGUGCCGGGGAGCUGGUGGUCUGCGGGCAGCUCUUCCAGGGAGUGUGCGAGAAGAGAGCCCUGGCGAACAUCUCCAAAGUGCUGUACCGCCCUGAGGAUCCCGGUGACAGCCAGUUCGUGGCGGCCAACGAGCCGCGGGUCUCCACCGUGGGCCUGGUGGGCCAGCACGCCGGCCGGGACCUGCUCUUCGUGGGGCGCGGGCUGACCGCCAAGCUCUCCGGGGGGAUCCCACCGUUCACCAUCCGGCAGCUGGAAGGGCCCCAGGCCUUCUCCAACGAGGGCAUGGGCAAGCUGGUGGUGGGCGACUUCUCAGACUACAACAACACCUACGCCGGCGCCUUCGCUUCCGGGGACCACGUCUACUUCCUGUUCUCCCGGCGAGGGGCAAAGGCCCAGAUGGAGUACCGGGCCUACCUCUCUCGGAGCUGCAUGGAGGACACCAACCUUUACUCCUACGUGGAGCUUCCCUUAGAGUGCCGGGACGCCAAGGGGCGCGUUUACAACCUGGCCCGGGCCGUGCAUUUGGCCUCCCGGUUCCCGGGCGAAGGGGCCAUGCUCUUCGUCGUCCUGGCCGCCGGGCAGGGCUCCACCGCCUCCCCGACGGCCCAGACGGCCCUGUGCGCCUUCAGCUUAAGCGAGGUCGACACCGCCAUGGAGCGGACACGGCACCUGUGCUACACCUCUGCUGGGAAGGGCCCCGCCGGGAAGGAGGAGGCGGCUAUCGAGUACGGCGUGACCUCCCAGUGCAACUUGCUCCCCAAGGAGUCCCCCGAGGCUUACCCCUGCGGCGACGAGCACACCCCUAGCCCCAUUGCCAGCCGGGUGCCGGUGGUCGCCGAAGCCCUUCUGACCACCGUAUCGAGGCUGACGGCUGUGGCCGCCAUGGUAGAAGCAGGCCACACGAUCGCCUUUCUCGGGGACGGCAUUGGCCGGCUGCAUAAGGUUUACCUGAACGGUUCCAUGGCUCAGGUCUACAACACACUAUUCUUGGGCCAGCGCUCUCCAGUCAACCCAGACCUGCUGCUAGAUGGAAGCAGGACCCACCUUUAUGUGAUGACAACCUCACAGGUCGCCAAAGUCCCAGUUUCAGAAUGCCCCCACUUCCAGGACUGUGACUCGUGCCUGCGUGCCCAAGACCCUUUCUGCGGUUGGUGCGUCCUGCAAAGCAGAUGUACCCGCAAGUUGGAAUGUGAGCGCCACGAGGUGGCCAAUCACUGGCUCUGGAGCUACGGAGCGGAGAGCCAAUGUCUGCGAGUGGAACAGAUGUCCCCGGCCAAUCGGAGCAGAGAAGAGCGGACGGAGGUCUCCAUGCUGGUCCCCGGGCUCCCUGCCCUGGCCGAGGGGGAGAAUUAUCACUGUGCCUUUGGGUCUCAAGACAGCCCGGCCCGGCUUAAUGGUUCCUGGGUUCACUGCUUCUCGCCGGUUCCCCAGCAGGUGCCGCCCACCGAGGAGGGCAAAGAUCAUGUGACUGUGGCGUUAGCCUUGAUGUUCCGGGAUGUGGUGGUAGCCUCCGCAGGGUUCACGUUCUACGACUGCGGCGCAGUGAGCCAGCUUGCCGACGCGACGCCGUGUGGACAAUGCGUCGGCAGCCCGUGGCUGUGCCAUUGGUGCCCGUCCAGUCACCGGUGUGUCCCUGGUGCGCCCUGCCCGAAUGGUGAGGGGCCCAUCUACAAUCAGAAGGUGCCCACCGAAGACCCCCAAGGCCCUGCCUCAUGCCCUGGUGUGGAGAUUGCCGCCGAGUCCCACUUGGUUCCUGUGGGUGUCGAAAUGCCGCUGAGCCUGGUUGCCUGGAAUCUGCACUUGCUGGGGGGUUCAGAGAGGCUCUCCUGUGUGCUGGAAGUGGAGGAGACCCUGGUCGUGGUGCCAGCAUCAUUGGAGGAAGGGGACCGAGGAACCUCACGUCGUGUGCAGUGCCUGCCCCGGAUCUACAGUUACACCCAACCCUCUCCAGAGCUCCACGUCCCCCUCUAUGUCUUGGUGGGGGAUGACCAGCGCCUCGAUAGCCGCGGAGACCUGCAUGUGAAACUAUAUAAUUGUUCUGCCGGCCGUUCUGACUGCAGCCGCUGCAAAGCUGCUCCCAGCCACUUCCGCUGUGUCUGGUGCCUGCUGGGAGAGGCGCCCAGCUGCAUCUACAAGGAUCUGUGUCCCACCAAAGCUGCCAUGCUGACUUGCCCAUCGCCCGUCAUCCACUCGAUCAGUCCCCUCAACGGGCCCUUCGAGGGAGGCACGUCUCUCACGGUGAUUGGGUCCAACCUGGGCCAUCGUUUUGAGGACGUGGCUGACACCGUGACGGUGGCCAACCUGCUGUGUGUCCCUGAUCCAUCCCUGUAUCUCGUCUCUACUCGGAUUGUUUGUGAUGUACCCCCAGGAAAACGAGGGUUAACCGGCCCUGUCGAGGUCACGGUCGGGGACCGCCCGCCAGGGGUUUCCGCCAGCAACUUCACCUACCAGGACCCCACACUUCUUGACAUACACCCCCACCUCGGCCCCAUUGCCGGAGGUACUCGGCUCACCAUCACUGGGGAAGAACUUUUGACGGGCACGGAGAUCGCUGCCUAUGUUGGGGACCUGCCUUGCCUCCUCGAGGAGCCCGUGGAGCCGCGGGCGAUCGUCUGCCGUACCAGUGCCAGCGCCAGAACCCGGGAGGUACCCGUCAAGGUCCAGUACGGCACAGUGCAACGCCAGCUGUGGAAGAUGUUCCGCUAUGCGGUGAAUCCCCAGCUCACCGGGGCAUUCCCAUCCACUAGUUUUCACGGAGGCGGACGGAUCAUCUACGUCGAGGGGAUUGACUUGGACGUGGUGCAGCAGCCGCUCAUCAAAGCGGUCCUGGAACCGGAGGAGGAGGCGGCGAGCGGGGCCGGUCGGAGGAAACGAGCCUGCGAUCUCUCGCCCGGCCCUCAGGCCUUGCUGAACCCAGCUCCCCGCCCUUGUGUGGAGGUGGGAAACCUGCUGGAGUGCUGGGAACCUUGCUGCACCAACUCGUCCACUCUGCUCCUCUGCCCAUCGCCUGCUGUGCCUUCCAGUGCCCGUUUGCACCACAUCCGUUUUGAACUGGACGGGCUCCACGUCCCCUUCAUCAAUGCCACCGGAGGCCAAGACUUCACUUACAACCCCAAUCCCCAGCUGCGCUGGCCGGGCCGGGACUCCAGCGGCCGCCCCUUCAGUCUCAAACCGGGCAAUGUUUUGGACAUAGAGGGAGAAGGCCUGACCCUUGGCAUCAGCAAGGAAGAAGUGUCGGUCAUCAUCGGCAACAGCAUCUGCACCGUCAAGACCCUCACCCUGACCCAUUUAUACUGUGAGCCCCCCCUGCAGCCCCCGCAACCGCUCAACACUUCUUCUGUGCUGCCGGAAUUCAUUGUGCAGAUGGGAAACUUGCGUCUGGAUCUCGGCCGAGUCCAGUAUGACACGGAGCCCCCCUCCCGCUUCCCCCCCGAAGCCAAGAUCGGGUUGGUGGUGGGCGCGGCAGUGCUGGCUUUUGUGGUGUUGCUCCUCAUCCUAAUGUACAGACGGAAGAGCAAGCAGGCCCUGCGUGAUUACAAGAAAGUCCUGGUGCAGCUGGAGAACCUGGAGAUCAGCGUGGGAGACCAGUGUCGCAAGGAAUUCACAGACCUGAUGACGGAAAUGACCGACCUGAGCGGAGAGCUGGAGGGCUCCGGGAUCCCCUUCCUGGACUACAGCACCUACGCCCAGCGAGUCUUCUUCCCCGGUCAGGGGGUUGCCCUCUUACGGCGGGGGCUGGAGCUUCCCGAGGGCCGGCGCACCACGGUGGAGCAGGGCCUGAGCCAACUCUCCAAUCUGCUGAACAGCAAAGUCUUCCUGCUGACGUUAAUCCGGACCCUGGAGGCCCAGCCGACCUUCUCGCAGAGGGAUCGCUGCCACGCGGCGUCCCUGCUCUCUUUGGCACUUCAUGGGCGCCUGGAGUACCUGACGGACAUCAUGCAGACCCUGCUGAGCGAUCUCGUUGCCCACUGCGUUGCCCGCAACCCAAAGCUCAUGCUUCGCAGGACAGAGACCAUGGUGGAGAAGCUCCUCACCAACUGGAUGUCCAUCUGCCUCUACUCCUAUCUCAGGGAAGUGGCCGGUGAGCCCCUCUACAUGCUGUUCCGGGCCAUCAAGUACCAGGUGGACAAAGGGCCGGUGGACGCCGUGUCAGGCAAGGCCAAGCGGACGCUGAACGACAGCCGCCUGUUGCGGGAAGACGUGGAGUUCCGCCCCCUCACCCUGACCGUCUUAGUGCGCGGGGGUGGCCCUGGCGGCAGCGAGACCCAGCGGAUCCCUGCCCGGGUCCUCGACACGGACACCAUCACCCAGGUGAAGGAGAAGAUCGUGGACCAGGUGUACAAGGGGGUACCUUUCUCCCAGCGCCCCUCUGUGCACUCCCUUGACUUAGAGUGGCGAUCGGGAGUGGCUGGCCAUCUAACGCUCUCUGAUGAGGACCUGACCUCCAUCGCCCAAAAUCAGUGGAAGAAACUCAACACCCUGCAACAUUACAAGGUUCCAGACGGGGCCACCGUCAGCCUCAUCCCCCGCCUUCACAAUGACAUCUCCCAAGGCACGUGCCAGAGCUAUUUCUCCGGAGAAAAUACCCCAAUGCUGGAAGACGGAGAGGAGGGCGGAGUCCGCCUCUGGCACCUGGUGAAGCCCUCCGAGGAGCCGGAGCUCACAAAACAGACGCAAGAACGGCGGAGCAGCCUCCGAGAACGGGCCAAGGCGAUUCCCGAGAUCUACCUCACUCGCUUGCUCUCGAUGAAGGGAACGUUGCAGAAGUUUGUGGACGAUGCCUUCCAGGCUGUGCUGAGCGUGAACCGCCCCGUACCCAUCGCCGUCAAGUACCUGUUUGACCUGUUGGACGAGCUGGCCACCCGGCAUGGGGUCACCGAACCUGAGACGCUGCACAUCUGGAAGACCAACAGUUUAUUGCUGCGCUUCUGGGUGAACACCCUCAAGAACCCCCAGUUUAUUUUUGACGUGCGUGUCUCCGACAACGUGGAUGCCAACCUGAGCGUCAUCGCCCAGACGUUCAUCGAUGCCUGCACGACCACCGAGCACAAAGUCGGGAGGGACUCACCAGUCAACAAACUACUCUAUGCCCGGGAAAUCCCACACUACAGACAGAUGGUAGAGAAGUAUUACGCUGAUAUUCGGCAGACCGUUCCCGCCAGCUACCAAGAAAUGAACUCUGCCCUGACAGAACUCUCUGGGAAAUAUUCCUCUGACCUCAACUGCUUGGUUGCCCUGCAAGAACUUUACAACUAUAUCAACAAGUACUACGACCAGAUUAUCAGCGCGCUAGACGAGGACCCGCUUGGCCAGAAGAUGCAGCUGGCCUAUCGCCUGCAACAGAUCGCGGCUCUGGUGGAGAACAAAGUGACCGACUUGUGACACACACACCCGGAGC
Euleptes europaea (tarantolino) is the source of this 5725-nucleotide messenger RNA. It is a transcript of the gene PLXNB3, whose product is annotated as plexin B3. Gene Ontology annotation, molecular function: protein binding; semaphorin receptor activity. Gene Ontology annotation, biological process: regulation of cell shape; negative regulation of cell migration; negative regulation of cell adhesion. The coding region runs from base 1 to 5709 and encodes 1902 amino acids. Gene Ontology annotation, cellular component: semaphorin receptor complex. The record is from RefSeq and is a predicted model, not a curated record. Lineage: Eukaryota; Metazoa; Chordata; Lepidosauria; Squamata; Sphaerodactylidae. The transcript is spliced from 33 exons.